This is a messenger RNA of Spinacia oleracea (spinach), 1231 nucleotides long. Its product is annotated as WUSCHEL-related homeobox 2. The transcript has 2 exons. Gene Ontology annotation, biological process: plant organ development. The coding region runs from base 83 to 1030 and encodes 315 amino acids. The record is from RefSeq and is a predicted model, not a curated record. Gene Ontology annotation, molecular function: DNA binding; DNA-binding transcription factor activity. Lineage: Eukaryota; Viridiplantae; Streptophyta; Magnoliopsida; Caryophyllales; Amaranthaceae.
UACAUGCAUAAUAUAUCGAUCAUGAAGUAACAAAAUAAAAAACAUAAUUUCUAGAGAGAGAGAGAGAAAAUAUAGUUCCAAAAUGGAGGAAAACCAUAUUGAUGAUCAUGAGCUUAAUGUUGAUCAUGAUGUGGAUGAUCAAGAGGGUGAGGAAAGAUCAGGUGUUGGAGGGUCGAGAUGGAAUCCAACAAAGGAGCAAAUAGAGAUGUUAGAGAGGAUUUAUAGUAGUGAGGGUGUAAGGACACCAAGUGCAGAACAGAUACGCCAGAUUACUGCUCGACUAAGAGUGUAUGGUCAUAUUGAAGGGAAGAAUGUUUUCUAUUGGUUUCAAAAUCAUAAGGCUAGACAACGUCAGAAACAAAGGCAUGACCGUUUACUUGCUACGGCUGCAGCGACGGCGGCGGCGGCGGCGGCUAAUUCUUCUGCUAAUCACUUUGCUGCUCGUUUUAUUGCUCCUACACCUCCUCAUUAUCAUCCUAAUCCUACUGUUCAUCUUAAUGCUUUACCUCAUCGCCCAAUUUUUCCUACUUACCACCAUCAUUUUCUUCCUAAUCCAAACGUUAUGUGCAACCCAUAUUACCAUAUGCCACAGGCCAACAUUGGGUUAUAUAAUCCUCCACAACAUCACUACAUUGCACCCGCAACAGUUGAUCACGAUCAUCACGGAAUGAAGAAGAGACCAUCAAAACCUAGCAUGAACAAGACAAUGAAUCAGAAUACGGCACGUGGUGAUAAUACCGUAAUUCGGGUCCCACCAGGUUCAACUCUAAGUGGAUAUUGUACUGCCAUGAUGAACAACAACACAAAAUCAAUGGACGAGCAUCAAGGGGAUUCAAUGGGGAUGAGAACACUGAAUCUUUUCCCUGUGCACCCAACCGGAAUAUUGGAGCACAAGCUUGGUGGAAAUAAUUAUAAUAAUUCAGCUGCGAAUUCUUGUGCUACAAGCUCUUCAUCUGAUACAAAUUAUGUGAACGAUCAUCAUCAUCACCACACAAACUUCUUUGAUUUCUUUUCUAGUGAAAGUGGUUGAUAAUCUCUUAAUUGUUACGUAGGAGUAUAACACAUCUAACAACUUUGUUUGUAUGGGGGGUAUAACAUGGUAUUGGUAUACGGCGUACUUCUUUAAUUAGAGAUCUUUUAUUAAAAAGUGUAUGGAUAAUUUUAUGUCUUUUAACCUAUCAAAGAAGCAUGUGCCAACUAACAUAAUGCUUGCUUUGUUAGUUGUUUAUUU